This is a messenger RNA of Cololabis saira (Pacific saury), 1397 nucleotides long. RefSeq names its product peroxisomal succinyl-coenzyme A thioesterase-like. Gene Ontology annotation, molecular function: fatty acyl-CoA hydrolase activity. The record is from RefSeq and is a predicted model, not a curated record. Gene Ontology annotation, biological process: fatty acid metabolic process; acyl-CoA metabolic process. The transcript has 11 exons. Lineage: Eukaryota; Metazoa; Chordata; Actinopteri; Beloniformes; Belonidae. The coding region runs from base 42 to 1328 and encodes 428 amino acids.
CUCUGACCCACCGAAGAGCUCCAACUCUACAAACAUCAGUCAUGUCUGAGGGUACUCCUCCGAUUCUCUCCGUCCAUCCCUGUCAGGCUCUGGUUGAUGAGACGUUCAGUGUGGUGGUGGAGAAUCUGCCUCCAGGGCGUCCAGUCACCGUCCGCUCCCUCCACCAAUCUGAGGACAAGGACUUCUGGGAGGCCUACGGGCACUACGUCAGCGACCACCAUGGGACUGUCUCUGUUUCAGAAGAUUUGAGCCUCGGAGGAACAUACAGGGGAAAAGAGCCCAUGGGUUUGUUGUGGAGCAUGCGUCCUGUCCCGGGCAGCCGCACUGGCCUCAGGUUGAGGAAGGUAAAUGUGUGCGCCCCCUUGCUGUUGGACAUUUUGGUGUACAGCGGACACGACAACUUCAGAGAUAUCCCCCCGCUGGCCUCGACACUUGUAGAGAGGUGGUACAUGGCUCCGGGCGUCAAGAGGAUUGAAAUCAAUGAGAAAGGAAUUCGAGGGAUGUUGCUCAUACCUCCAGGUCCAGGACCCUUUCCCGGACUGCUGGACCUUUGGGGAGGGGGAGGAGGGCUGAAUGAGUAUCGUGCUGCUCUGCUGGCGUCCCAUGGUUAUGCUUCUCUGGCGGUGGAUUACUUCAAGGCUGGUGAAUUAAAGACGAAGGAUAUGGAACUCACAUUCUUUGAGAUAGCAUUUGAUAUUCUCAAGGAGCAUCCUCAGGUGCUGUCGGACAGAGUUGGAAUAAUUGGUCUCUGUCUUGGCUCACUCAUCGCCCUGUCUUUGGCAGCUUACAGCACCAAUAUCAAGCCUUAUUGUAUCAUUUGCAUCAGCAACAUCCACAGCAUCGCAUCCAAGAAGGCCAUUGGUGGAUUCCAAAAAGAGAUACCCGCGAAGUUUCGCAAGAUGCGCGUGGAUGAGAAUAACUGUCAUAUCUGGAGAGAUGUUGGCCUGGCGCUUCUCGAGGAGCCGUCAUUGAAAGUGGAUGUGAGGAAAAUAAACUGUCCAAUGUUGCUGCUUAAUGGUUGUGAUGAUCAGAACUGGCCUUCAGUGGAGGCAGCUGAUGAUAUCUACAAGAUGAUGCGUGCAGCUGGGAAGGAACACCUAGUGGCCAAAGUGGACUAUCCAGGUGCUGGACAUCUGAUUGAGCCGCCUUUUUCACCUCAAUUCAGAGCAACAAGUUUUGGGGCCCUUGGCGCUGAAGAAAAAGUGAUUGUCCUGUGGGGAGGAGAAACCAAAGCCCACUCUGAUGCUCAGGAAGACUCCUGGAAGAAGAUCUUGAGUUUUCUGCAGCAGCACAUGUACAGAAACCCUAGUACUAAAUCCAAAAUGUGAUUGGUCACAUGACUUCAGACUGCACUCCAGUCACUUCUCCAGAACCAUCAUGCACAUCAGAUUCUUCCA